CUCUCGCGGCGCUGGUAAUAGCCUUUUGAGGCCAUUCAGGAUGGCGGGUGUCAGGGUAUCAAAAUAUUUGUGCCUGGACCGAAGGUGCUCAUGGAUUCUAUCCCUUCUGUUUGUAACCCAGGGGCAUUCUGGGAUAAGGCAGUGAUACCUCAAUCGAGGCGCAUGUCUGUGAUACACAUGCCAUGUAAAGGAGGCACGGCUUGAAUACGUUCUUUUGUUGCCAGGAAAACAAGCAACACAGCGAUAUUUGACUGUAGGAGGAGCAUUUUUGGAUUCUUUGGGUAGCAGCGCUGCAGAACGUGUCUCUGCCCUGGCAGUGCUUCUCAAGGCCUCGAACGGAUGCUCUGAUGGAUCAAUACUGUCCACCGACCCAACAAUCUCAUGGGCUGGAUGUAUGUCGUACUUUUCAUUUUUCUGCCUUGUGUGGGUCUCCUCCCAACUAUCUUUCACUUUGACGGGGACGUCGACACGGGCGCCAGGGGACGAAAACGCCGAAACAAAUGACCCAUCAUUGUCACUCUCUCCGCUGUGUCUGAAAUGGGGUUUUGUAAACUCUAGAUCUGGCAAGUCAUCCCUGGAGGCAUGGGAAUCCCGGCUAUGGGUCUUGAUGUGGUCUUCAAAAUCAUACGAGUUUGUAAACGGAGACCUGCAAUGCAGGCACUGGUACCUGAACGAGUGGUUGCUGACGUGGCUAUCCAACUCCUGCUGCUCCCCAAACUCAAGGUCGCAGUGCUCGCAUCGAUAUCUGGGGAGCUGGUUGAUCUUUCCGAUCUCUCGGUUGAGAAAGGAAAGGUCUUUGGCCAGAUGGUGCGCCGAUUUGUCUUCCCUCUGGGACUGUAAAAUGGCCGGGUUGAGAGGCUGGAGCUCCAAGCGUCCAGUAGGAAACUUGUUUCCGUCUAACUUGAUCCAGGCCACAUUCGCGGCAUCUUCUUUGGCUUGCUCGAUAGAAUCCAAAUUGUACCAUCUUUGUACGGGGAUCUUUUCAUCGUGAACGUGGACGACACAAGUCCAGCACACUUUUCCAUCUGUGCGUAAAAAUUGUCCGAAUCAGCGUGGGUAUAAACCUCGUUGGAUGGCAAUACUCAUUGUAGAGAUAGAUUGCCUCACCAACCAAAUCAACGUCG
This is a messenger RNA of Aspergillus wentii DTO 134E9, 1124 nucleotides long. RefSeq lists its product as uncharacterized. NCBI's taxonomy places the organism in Eukaryota, Fungi, Ascomycota, Eurotiomycetes, Eurotiales, Aspergillaceae. The record is from RefSeq and is a predicted model, not a curated record. The transcript has a single exon. Bases 395 to 991 code for a protein of 198 amino acids.